AUGGAUUCUUUACAAGACGCCGAACCUGCUCAAGAACAACUUCCAAGAAGCUCUGCUGAAGUCACCCCAAAGGGCACUAGACCAUCGUCACAAAAGAAAAGACCCAAAGGAAGUCAGAAGGAACCAUUUCAAUUUCUCCCGUAUAAUGCCCCCGAACGAAAAAGCAAUCUCCAUCUGGCUAUAGUUAAACCCUUAUACCCCAAGGAAAUUAACGAUGGCUUCAUUUAUAUGUUGCAACGACCUGAUGAUCCGAAUUUCGUCAAAAUUGGAUACACGACCGAAACGCCCGAAGACCGCUUGCGAUCGUGGAAGCGAUCAUGCAAGUUAGAGUACACACUAAAAUAUUCCUCUCAUCAUACUCCCUGUGCGAAAAGAGUUGAAUCUCUCAUUCACGUCGAUCUUGGAAAAGUUCGCUAUAGGGAAUCGUCCUGUAAAUCCAAUUCCCCCUGCAAGAAACAGCAUUAUGAAUGGUUCAAAAUCAGCCCGGAAAAAGCGAGGAAUGUUAUUGAUUACUGGGUCAAUUGGAUGACCAAAGUGAAGCCAUAUCAGGGAGAGAAACUCCGACCUGAGUGCGUUCGAUGGACGUUUUUAGAUUUCCACACUGGUAUUAAAAUCGAGACUGUCAGCAGAGAAAAUAUUGGUUUGUUCUUGACUGAUUCGAAUGGUGACACCUGGGUUGACCAUGAUCAAUGUUUGCAUCUGAUCAGCGAGAAAGAUGAGACAGGGACAGAUACACCUGAAAAUGGAUCAGAAACCGCCGAGUUGAGAAAUGCUCAUCGAGGCGAAGAGGGACUCCAGGACGAGUCAUUAGACGAUUCUGUCGUUCAACAUGAUGUUGAAAUGGCAGAUCAACCAGACAUCGAAACUCCAUCGCUGGAGAGCCAGUCGACACCCACCACAGCAACACCAGAAGAUUUGCAAGGAGCGCCAAGUCUGGACUCAGAUUUCGGGAAUGCCAGGCGGCAAUUGUUUCCCUCAGCGCAUGGCAAACACAAAGGAAUAUCCCCAUCUCCAACUCGGUCAAACGCUCCCUCAGCAGAAGGAUCAAGUACAUUAACGUCCAAGACUUCCCCAUCAUCAGGGACUGGAAAAUAUGAUGAUCCUCCGACACCAUCCGAACGAGCUCGUUGCAGGAAAGAGAGACCUGGUUCUAGAGGUGUAACAGAUAGAGCCUCUAAUCCUUCAUCAAGGAGACCGUCAACACCUCGAGAGUCUUCGGCGUCAAAGGCUCAAUUACGGCGAGGAAAGGAAAAUGAAAACAAUCCACUAGAAGUCGAUGACAGAAGUCGUCGUCGUCGAUCUCAGGCCCGAGAGCCAAGUGCAUCCACCGGCACUCGUCAUGUUCUCCAGGAUGCCAACCAAGCCACACCGUCAGAUUCGCGCUCGUCGACCUGCGCUGGUCGUAGUGGCAGUGACAAGUUGAGCUCAAGGAGAGCCCGUUCCUCAACAACAUCGGAAUGGAAAGCGGAGUCGAAGACUUCAGGAGCAGUGUCCAACAGUGACGAUGAGGAUAUCGACACGGCAGUGACACCGGAUGAUGAGGCGACGUCUGAUCGAGACCGAUUUCCCGGGCAGAGCUACGAUUCCAGGCACGAAAGUGAGGAAGAACAGAAGCAAACGAGUCCGACAAUGAAGCAGAGGUCAUCCUCCGCUCUAGAGAAAAACAUCAAAGCAGAUUUUCAACUCUCUCCAAGUACUGCAAGGAGCGCAAAUUCACCAGCUAGCACAUCAAGGCCCACAUCGCCAGCAUGUCGUACUGUGCUUGAACCUCAACACCAUAUCUUCGAGCCAGGAGAUCUUACACUCGGCUCUGAUCCCUCGAUUCCCUCGUCUCCGACGGCGACCAAGCCAUCGAGAAGACAACUUUCCAUUUCCGCUGCUGUGGCCGAAUCCCCCAACUCACAGCCCCCAACAUCGACACCGAUACCUUCUAGGUGCACGAGGGGCAAGAUCCAAAACGACCUGACUCCGCGAUCCAGUGGAAAGAAAGUAGCCGUAGAAAACGCCGUGACCAGGAGUGCGGAAGCUCGUCGUGUCACGGUGGCGACGCCAGGGCCUGUAGAUGAAGGCCGGGUUUCCGCACCGGCGUCCGUGAGUAUCAGUGGAGACAUGAAGGUGAUGACAAAGGCGAAGAAUGGUAAGGGCAAAAGACCGUUGAAGAAGAGCGCGGACUUAGACCCAGGAACAGGAGCAGCAGGAGGAGGUAAAGGAAGUGGCGGGAAAGAGGAUCCGAUCCUGAUCUUGGACUAG
This is a messenger RNA of Rhinocladiella mackenziei CBS 650.93, 2250 nucleotides long. RefSeq lists its product as uncharacterized. The transcript has a single exon. The record is from RefSeq and is a predicted model, not a curated record. NCBI's taxonomy places the organism in Eukaryota, Fungi, Ascomycota, Eurotiomycetes, Chaetothyriales, Herpotrichiellaceae. Bases 1 to 2250 code for a protein of 749 amino acids.